AUGAAACGAGCUAGAGAAGAAGAAGAAACCGACCAAGCAAGAAAAGCUUCCUCGCCGUCUGUUCUUCAGGCUACAAGCGCUCCUACCCCCCCGAAUGAAGAACAAGCCAGCCUCAUUUUGCAGCCUCUCGCCGCAGACGUUGAGGUCACUGCUCUCAUUGCCGCUGAAGAAAAUCGCCAGCGUCACUGGCUCAAUUUGAUUGCAAGCGAGAACUGCAUGCCGCGUGCCGUUCUUGAAGCCCAAUCAUCGGUGCUCGCCAACAAAUACUCGGAAGGUUAUCCGGGAGGAAGGCACUACGGCGGAAACGUUUUUGUCGAUCGCCUGGAGAUCCUUUGUCAAGAACGAGCUCUGGCUCUGUACGAUCUGUCCCCUGAAGCAUGGGGUGUUAAUGUGCAGUGUUUGUCUGGCUCGUUUGCCAAUAUUCAAGUCUAUCACGCGCUGCUCAAGCCUCACGACAGACUAAUGGGCUUGUCUUUGACCCAUGGCGGACACAUGUCGUUUGGAUAUCAAACAGACAAGCUCAAGGUGUCUGCCGUUUCCACCUAUUUCGAAACAUUGCCGUACCAGCUCGAUCUCAGCACUGGUCGCAUCGAUUAUGAUGAUCUGGAAAAUGUCGCCCAACGCUUUAGACCCAAAGCAAUUGUUGCCGGUGCUUCCUCGUACUGCCGUCUCAUUGAUUAUGAGCGUCUGAAGGAAAUCUGCCAAAAAGUAGGCGCUUACUUGGUCGUCGAUAUGGCCCAUACCGCCGGUCAGGUAGCUGCUAGCCUUAUUCCCUCUCCCUUUGAGUAUGCCGAUGUUGUUACAACUGCAACUCAUAAAACCCUCCGCGGACCUCGUGGCGCCAUGAUUUUUUUCAAAAAGGAGUACGAAUCACUAAUUAAUUUCAGCGUCUUCCCGGCCUACCAAGGAGGCCCUCAUAACCACACGAUUGCCGCGUUGGCGGUGGCACUAUGGCAGGCAAAGACUGCCGCUUUCAAGUCCUACCAAAGACAGCUAAUGUCAAAUGCAAAAUCGUUGGAGGCAGCUCUUGUGAGACGAGGCUACGAACUUGUGUCUGGAGGCACGGAUAUCCAUAUGGUAGUAGUGUCACUGGCAAACAAAGGUGUUGAUGGAGCUCGAGUUCAAGCUGCCUGUGAGCGAGCGCACAUUGCUAUUUCUCCAACUGCUGUUCCAGGCGACAAAUGGUCUCUGCCUCGAGCAGUAAGGCUGGGUACAACACCCAUGACCACUCGAGGCUUUACUGCUCGUGACUACGACCGCGUUGCUGCAUUGCUGGAUAAGGUUGUUAACCUAUCCACAAGAAUUCAGCUGGCCCUGCCUCCUGAUGCCAACAAGCUCCGAGAUUUCAAGGCCGCACUAGCUAUCCAGCCUGAGUUCGACGAGCUGCAGCGCCAGGUAACCCAGUGGACCGGCAGCUUGCCAUUGCCCACUGCAGAAAGACCCCCCGGAUCAAUCUGA
Messenger RNA from Wickerhamiella sorbophila, 1458 nucleotides. RefSeq names its product Serine hydroxymethyltransferase, cytosolic. Gene Ontology annotation, cellular component: cytoplasm. The record is from RefSeq and is a predicted model, not a curated record. Bases 1 to 1458 code for a protein of 485 amino acids. Gene Ontology annotation, molecular function: serine binding; cobalt ion binding; zinc ion binding. Gene Ontology annotation, biological process: tetrahydrofolate interconversion; L-serine catabolic process; folic acid metabolic process. NCBI's taxonomy places the organism in Eukaryota, Fungi, Ascomycota, Dipodascomycetes, Dipodascales, Trichomonascaceae. The transcript has a single exon.